AUGCCUGGAUUUGCGGAUUCCUUUUGGACACCCGACUACGCUACGGGUCUGGGUGUGCUCUAUGGGAAACUGCAACAAGGCGUUGUUGAAAACAAACAGAUCCUCACGAUUGCCUCUAUGCGUGCGGAUGCGGAGGAUCAAUAUGGUAGUAAGUUGGGAGAUAUCGCCCCGAGCGUGGAUCGGAUGACAAUGGGGUUUGCAAAGGAUGAUGGAGCCAGCGUGAGAAAGGCCUACGAAGGGAUCCGUACAGAAAUGGUUGAGGCGUCUAAGAAUCACCAGAAAAUCUCAUCCAAUAUACGCGAAUUAGUCGUUUCGCCAUUUCGACGCUGGUGCGACCAGCACGAAGCACGUAUCCAGAUAUCCCAUGAUGACCUCCAGGCUCGUAUCAAGGAGCAUACCAAGCAAGUUGAGUUGGUGAAGAAGCUGCGGAGCCAUUAUUUCAACAAGUGCCGUGUGCUAGAAGAUUUGGAGGAAGAGAACAAACUUGCCUUCCAGGCCCCUGAAACUAGCCCAAAGGCUAAUUCAACCCCUAAGAUUGUCCUUCCAGAGGAACAAGCACCCGAAGAAGAACCGAUCGAAAUAGGUGAUCGCAUCUACUCACCAGACGAUAUCAAAAAUCUUUUGCUGCACAUGCUUGAUAACAUUAAGUUGGGUGAGGUCAAGGUGCCUAUCAUCGGAACAUACCAGAACACAUCUACCGGCGCGGAUAUAGUGGAAUACACCCAAAGGUAUAUGAAUGCAACUACCAUCACGUAUGCGGAAAGGAUAGGACAAGAUCUUGUCGAUGGCGGAAUUCUCCGAUUAGUCGGCAAUAUGGGCAGUAACUUCACCAAUAGCUCCAAAAUGCGAUACCAAUGGCGCCCUAAAGUAUUUCAGAUCACGGGUAUCCCCGAAAAGAAAAAGCCAUUGAUGCGCGUGACCUCUAUCGCGUCAAGUGAAGAUGGCAGUGAAUCUCCUAUAUCCUCUGUCUCCGAAAUGCUCGCAGGAUGGAACCCGCUCAACAACCCGUACCCGAACGAGACUCCAGCAGAGAAGCUGCGUAGAGAAGCACGCGAGGCUGACGAGCGAUAUAAGGCCGCUAUACGGAAACUUGAUCAAAUUCGCUGCAAGCUUGAAGAAGAGAUUGUAGAAAAUCUUCGCUUCAUGGAACAGUGCGAGCUAGACCGACUAAAAGCCAUCAAGGCCGUUGUUCUUGAUUUUUCUGGCGCGGUCAGCAAUGUUAUCCCAAACCUGCAAAGCACGGUGGACCAUAUGAUGUUGUACCAGGAAACGAUCCAGCCUCUUGGAGACCUCCGCUAUCUCCUUGAGAACUACCGCACAGGAGGGUUUGUGCCCCGGGUCCAAGCCUAUGAGAACUACUAUGGCUCUGUGGAAGAUCAAAACUUCGGUGUGGACCUCGAGGCUAGAGCAAGAGCCGAUCGCAAACGGGUCCCUAUACUCGUGACUACGAUUCUAACUUACCUGGAUAACCGGUACCCUGAGCUCGAGGGUGAUGAGGCACGACGCGCCAUCUGGCUUUAUGAUGUUCCCUUAGCAGCAACGCACCACCUCCGCAAUGUCUUGAACAACAGCAAGGCGGAUUAUAAAGAGUUGCUACCAAAGUACGAGAUACCUAUUAUUGCAAGCGUCCUGAAAUUGUAUCUUCUUGAACUGCCAGACUCUCUUGUUUCUUCUCAAGUUUACGAAAUUGUAAAGACAAUCUAUUCCACAACCGCCCAUGAGACGACUGAAGAGGGACGAAUCAAAGUUUUACAGAGCACGCUUGGGCAACUUCGUCUCAAUAACAUAGCCACGCUUGACGCCGUUAUGACACAUUUCACACGCCUGGUAGACCUCACGUCUGCUGACGAAGUAUACGUUUCUGCACUUGCUUUGGCAUUAGCACCUUGUAUCCUCCGUCCACGUACGGAGAGCAGUCUUACGAUGAAUGAGCGGCACAGCUAUCGUCUGCUUCGAGACCUGUUCUCUCACAAGGACGCCAUUUUUGGCGAGUUGAAGAGGCAGUCAAGCGGGCUUGGAGCCGGGACUUCAAACAACCGUCCUCGUGCUAUUAGCACUGACGAGAGCAAUCGCCGCGCAGCCAUGGAAGCCCGCAACCGUGCUAUUGUAGAUAGCACGCGCGCCAAUAGCCCGGCACCUCCGCGGAAACAUCGCCGUGACCGGUCCAGUGGUGCUUCGGAGGUUGGACGGUUCCCUGUCAAAGUCGCCAGCCCGACGGACAGAAGAAACAUCGUCCGAAAUAGCCUGGACGUUCCCAGCAGCAAUAGCUCCCAGACGGGGCAUGAGCAGUUGUCUACUGUGAACAUACAUGGCACGGAGCCGGUUACCAACGGUGCUUCGAGUGACUCUCAAGUUUCUGUCCCUGCAAGUGGAACCGCCUCCGGUACAUCUAGCCCACCACUGCCAGCAGCUACGUCAGAGGAUUCUCCUACACCAACGCCCACCCCAGCUCAUGAUGCCGAGGAACGCAAUUCACACCGUUCCAGUGUCAUGUCCACUCGCAAGCCUGGUCUAGGCAAUAGGUCCAGUUUUCCCACUACUGUUAGUAGCGAAUUGGGAACCGGUAGUGAGAAAAACAGUGUGGCUGAGGGCGAGCCAAAAGGUGUCACUCUAGAAGACAAGCCAAUGGACGAUUAG
Messenger RNA from Aspergillus tanneri, 2637 nucleotides. Its product is annotated as GTPase-activating protein RGD2. Gene Ontology annotation, molecular function: GTPase activator activity. The transcript is spliced from 5 exons. Bases 1 to 2637 code for a protein of 878 amino acids. Gene Ontology annotation, biological process: cytoskeleton organization; small GTPase-mediated signal transduction. Lineage: Eukaryota; Fungi; Ascomycota; Eurotiomycetes; Eurotiales; Aspergillaceae. The record is from RefSeq and is a predicted model, not a curated record. Gene Ontology annotation, cellular component: cell division site; cytoplasm; plasma membrane.